GGUGUGUUGCACUGCAGCAUUUGAUGUCUAACGCUGACUGCAAUGGAGGAAAUGACAUGACCGAGCUGUCUUUUGUAACUCUACAUCAUAUUUCUGUUUAGUUAGCCUUUAACACUGAACUACUCUGAUCUAAAACAUGUUGCGGACAUUGUGUCGGGCUGGCGGCGCCGUCUUUAAGAACUCCCAGCAGGCUGUGCCCAGGCUGUGGGUGACUCCAGCCCAGCAACGAUGGGCCUCCCGCUUACCCAUGAACACCGUGGUCCUGUUUGUGCCGCAACAGGAGGCCUGGGUGGUCCAGAGGAUGGGUCGUUUUCACCGGGUCUUAGAGCCGGGACUGAACUUCCUCAUUCCCAUACUUGACCAAGUUCGUUAUGUACAGAGCCUUAAAGAGAUUGUUAUUGACGUCCCUGAACAGUCAGCUGUGUCCCUAGAUAACGUGACUCUGCAAAUUGACGGAGUCCUUUAUUUGAGAAUCUUAGAUCCUAUUAAGGCUAGUUAUGGUGUAGAGGAUCCAGAAUAUGCCGUGACUCAGCUUGCACAAACCACAAUGCGUUCAGAACUGGGCAAACUCACGCUGGAUAAAGUAUUCAGGGAAAGGGAGUCUCUCAAUUCCAACAUCGUCCACUCCAUCAACCAGGCGUCGGACGAGUGGGGAAUCCGCUGCCUGCGUUAUGAAAUCAAAGACAUACAAGUUCCACCUCGUGUUAAAGAGUCAAUGCAGAUGCAGGUGGAGGCCGAGCGCAGGAAGAGAGCCACAGUGCUGGAGUCCGAGGGGACGCGGGAAGCAGGCAUCAACGUCGCGGAGGGUCGCAAGCAAGCCCAGAUCCUCGCUUCAGAGGGGGAGAAGGCCGAGCAGAUAAACAAAGCGGCCGGUGAGGCCCAAGCUGUGUUAGCCAAAGCAGAAGCCAAAUCCAAGGCCAUUCGUCUGCUGUCAGAUGCUCUGGCUGAACAGAACGGAAAUGCUGCAGCCUCGUUGAGUGUUGCCGAACAGUACGUCUCGGCUUUCUCCAACCUCGCCAAAGAGUCCAACACCGUGCUUCUGCCCUCUAACACCGGUGACGUUAGUGGAAUGGUCACACAGGCCAUGACGAUUUACAGCAAGCUGGCCAAACCGAUGCCAAAAGUUGAGAGCGUGAAGACAGAAGAACCCGAGGAAGAGCCUCCAGUCCAGUCAGCUCAAUAGCUGUGGACGCCGUUACUGUUCUAAACUGUAGCUGACAGAUAAAAAAAAGAGGAAGAGGUUUUCCACAAUUAUGGAGUACAAAGGCACUGCUGUGUCCCUCAGCGUCUGGUGCACUCUAUCUACUGCAGGGCACACACAGGAUGCCGUGACGGAGGAACAGCACUGGAUAAACGGAGACGACGUCGAGCGAGGACGGCUGGGACAAGAGAAACUCAGCCACAAAUUGUAUUACUUGUGUGUGCUUCAUCACCUUUAAAUGGACGUUUGCUGGCUGUGAUAUCAGAAAUGACGUGACUGAACAUUUCAGGCCAGUCUGGUUGGUUGAAAUAUAAUUAAAUAUAUUUUCGAAAGCA
Sebastes umbrosus (honeycomb rockfish) is the source of this 1536-nucleotide messenger RNA. Its product is annotated as stomatin-like protein 2, mitochondrial. The coding region runs from base 137 to 1183 and encodes 348 amino acids. Gene Ontology annotation, cellular component: membrane. The transcript is spliced from 10 exons. NCBI's taxonomy places the organism in Eukaryota, Metazoa, Chordata, Actinopteri, Perciformes, Sebastidae. The record is from RefSeq and is a predicted model, not a curated record.